Messenger RNA from Nanorana parkeri, 1461 nucleotides. RefSeq names its product INSM transcriptional repressor 2 (gene INSM2). The transcript has a single exon. NCBI's taxonomy places the organism in Eukaryota, Metazoa, Chordata, Amphibia, Anura, Dicroglossidae. Gene Ontology annotation, cellular component: nucleus; transcription repressor complex. Gene Ontology annotation, molecular function: DNA-binding transcription repressor activity, RNA polymerase II-specific; RNA polymerase II cis-regulatory region sequence-specific DNA binding. The record is from RefSeq and is a predicted model, not a curated record. Gene Ontology annotation, biological process: neuron differentiation; regulation of cell cycle process; negative regulation of transcription by RNA polymerase II. The coding region runs from base 61 to 1455 and encodes 464 amino acids.
CAACUGUCACCCUCCCAUCUGCCGGCAGUGUCUGAUGCCUGUGUCCCCGGCUCCUGCAAAAUGCCGAGGGGAUUCCUAGUGAAGAGGAAUAGGAAACCAUGCGGCUCAUACAGGAUCCCUUGUGAAGACAAUGGCUCAGCCCAGACUCUUCCCAUGGUCAUGGAUGUGUUGGCACCUUAUAGCUCCAUCAUGCCCACAUGUUCAGAAGGGAGAUCAGGGGUGUCCGACAGGGGUGCUCAACGCGAAUCUGCACCACAGCAAGUGCCCAGUGAAGUCCCACCUUUCAAAGCUGGAGGAGGCUUAGAGAAACUGGGUCCCUGGAGCAACCUUCCAUACAGCCCUGUUCAGCCAGUAGGACUGGAGAUGAAGAAGACUUUCUUUAAGAGAUACCUUAGCUCUCCAGCUACAGCAGAAUCCUUCCCGGUGAGCGCUGCCUUUUCUUCAAUGGAGAAACUGAUAUCCCAGCAUCACAACCCCUUCAUCACCCCUGAGUCAAAGCUACACGCCAACCCAUGCACCAGGGAGGCUGCCAGGUCCAACAAAGUCCCAUCCAAGAAGCACAAAGCCAGCAGAAAGCUCCACUUCACCGAUGAGGUUACCACUUCCCCGGUGCUGGGAUUAAAGAUAAAGGCAGAGGAGCCAGAUGUCACCUCUCGCAACCCCUUGGUCAAGCGCCCCCCACUUGGGGAGUUCAUAUGUCAGCUAUGUAAGGAGCAAUACCCCGACCCCUUCGCUCUGGCUCAGCACAAGUGCUCCAGGAUAGUCCGCGUCGAGUACAGAUGCCCAGAAUGUGAUAAGAUCUUCAGCUGCCCGGCGAAUCUGGCCUCCCAUAGAAGGUGGCAUAAGCCCAGGGCAUUGGGCAACGAAGUGGGAAAGAAAGUUCAGAUGCCACUAGAAGGCAAAGAGAACAGCAGCGGGCGCAGCGCAGCCAUCAGUCUUAUAGAGCAAAGCGCACGAGUUCAGCACCAGCAGAGUGUGGACAGCGAUCCGCUCCGACGUACUCCGAGCAGCUCCUUCCAGAGCCCAGAGGACAACCAUACUCCGAUCUCACACUCCACACCCGAGGAUGGCAAUGACGAAGAGGCUUUUCACUGCCCAUGUUGUCACAAGAGGUUCCGCAGACACGCUUACCUGCGCAAGCACCUCCUCACCCACCAGCCCUACAGCCCCAUAGAGAGAGGGCAGCUCACCUACCCUUGUGCCCUGUGUGGGGUUCAUUUCCCAUCCAUGGACAUCAGAGACAAGCACAGGCUAUGGCAUGCUGUGAGAGAAGAGCUGCUGCUUCCUUUAGAGGAAGCUCUGGUGGCUGAAGGUGGUCAGCAGAUCUUUCCCUGUGAACUUUGCCCUACUGCCUUCUUCAGCUCCCCUGGACUGACCUUACACAUGAACAAGUGUCAUUCUGCAGAGAACAGACAGGACCUACCUGUACAAAUCCCACUGGGACCAGGCUGCUGAGAUGUA